This is a messenger RNA of Ramularia collo-cygni, 1065 nucleotides long. RefSeq names its product related to single-stranded TG1-3 binding protein. Gene Ontology annotation, molecular function: mRNA binding. The record is from RefSeq and is a predicted model, not a curated record. The transcript has 3 exons. NCBI's taxonomy places the organism in Eukaryota, Fungi, Ascomycota, Dothideomycetes, Mycosphaerellales, Mycosphaerellaceae. The coding region runs from base 1 to 1065 and encodes 354 amino acids. Gene Ontology annotation, cellular component: cytosol.
AUGUCCGUCGACGCUGCCACGGCCCAAAUGGCCACCACUACCCUCAACGAGCCCCAGGCCACGGCUGAAGGCACCACCAUUGGUGCCGGCGGCGACAAGCCCAUCAACGCCAGCCAGAACGAGGCCGUCAUCGCCAGCGCCGCCGAGGGCCGGAGACUAUACAUCGGAAACCUCGCCUACGCCACCACCGAGGGAGAGUUGAAGGACUUCUUCAAGGACUACCUUGUCGAGACGACGUCAAUUCCCACCAACCCGCGCACUACUCGCCCCGUCGGUUACGCCUUUGUUGACGUAUCCACUCCCACCGAGGCCGAGCGCGCCAUUGAGAACCUGAACGGAAAGACGAUUCUCGACCGCAAGGUCUCUGUCCAGCUCGCCCGCAAGCCCGAGCCCGCCGCGCCCGCCAACGCCGAGACUGCCGAGGGUGGUGAGGGCACUCGUCGCCGCAACAGCACCCGCGGCCGUGGUCGUGGACGUGGCCGCGCCGGACGUGCUUCCCGUGGAGGCCGCAAGACUGGUGAGGAAGGCGCCGAUGCAUCCACCAACAUUCCCGCCCAGGACAACCCGCUUGCCGCCACUACCAACGACGCCACUGCUGUUGACGCCGGCGCGGAAGGUGCCGACAAGACCCGCCAGCCUCGCAAGCAGCGCGGCCCACCAGAGGACGGUGUCCCCAGCAAGACCAAGAUCAUGGUUGCGAACCUGCCAUACGACCUCCGUGAGGAGCGCCUCCUCGAGAUUUUCGCCGACUACUCGCCCACUUCGGCCAAGAUCGCGCUCCGCCCAAUUCCCAAAUUCAUGGUUCGCAAGCUUCAAGCCCGCAACGAGCCACGCAAGGGCCGCGGUUUCGGCUUCGUGACUCUCUCUAGCGAGGAGCUUCAGCAGAAGGCCUGCUCCGACAUGAACGGCAAGGAGAUCGAGGGUCGCGAGAUUGCUGUUAAGGUCGCGAUCGACAGCCCCGGCAAGGAGGACGAGGAUCCCACCGCUCCGGCUGAGGAUGGCGCCGCCGCUGAGGCUCCUGCCACAGAGGCCGCCGCUCCCGUGGAAGCCACCACCGCCGCAUAA